UCUAGUUGGGGUCAAUUCUAAUUCCAUUUAAAAUUCCACCUGGUAUAAAACAAAUAAGUCAUUUUUACAUGGAUUUGUAUAUUGCCAGAAUAGCUAACAAGUGACAUGAUCCGCCUGAAUGGCUGAAGGAAUUGGAAUUUGUGGAAUUGUUUGGGAAUUUAAUUUGGAAUUUAAUUAUUGGAAUGCACCCAACAUUGUAAUUGGGAGGAAUUUAAUCAUCACUGAAUUCAGAGACUGACCAGGAAUUUGAAUUGAAUUAAAUGGAAUUUACAAUGAGGGGGAAUUGAACUAGAAUUGCAUUUGUGGAAUUAACCCCAAACCUGGUUGUGUUAUUUACUUCUCUGCCCUUUUCUGACUAUCAUGUGCAACCUUUCAACAAACCUUUAUUACAUUCAGGUUGGCUAGGAGUUUAAGUUAUCUGUCGAUAGGCCUGUCUCAGCCCAGAACAUGGCUUAAAGAGAACUAGUUUGGAAAUGACCAUCUCCAUGCUUACCCAUUCAUUUGCACCCAAAAAUGUGAUGGAGGGAAGGACAACAGAGAGAGAGGGGAAGUGAUGGUCAGAGUUUCCCCAUGCCUCUCCCACCAUAGGAAUCCCUAUACAGACGGAACAGUAUAUUAAAUAUGACUUAGCUAAUAUAUCCUGGAGGCACAUUAACAUAGACUAGCCCUGAGGCUAUACACUCUUUGUCUCUCAACCGGAGAGCAACCCUCGGGCUUGGAACAGAAGUCUGUGUGUGUGUGUGUGUGUGUGGGCAACGCGCAGUGUGUACUUUUGAACACAUGGGCUGUGAUAACGGACUACAGUGUUCCAGUCUCUCCUACACACUUAUCUCACCUACAGUACAUGUUUGUGGUUAGACGACACCUCUGCUCUUUCUCUCACUCUCUGUCUUACUUUCUUUCUCUCUCUCUCUCUCUCUCUCUCUCUCUCUCUCUCUCUUUCUCUCUCUUUCUCUCUCUCUCUUUCUCUCUUCCUCUUUGUCUUUUGCACAGAUCUAUGCAUACGUGCUCGGCCACUUAUAUUUCAACUGUCUACAUUGUAUUAUUAUUACUUAUGGUCCUUCUGUAGCUCAGUUGGUAGAGCAUGGCGCUUGUAACGCCAGGGUAGUGGGUUCAAUCCCCGGGACCACCCAUACGUAGAAUGUAUGCACACAUGACUUUGGAUAAAAGCGUCUGCUAAAUGGCAUAUUAUUAUUAUAUUACUUAUAAUUAUUAUUAUUAUUGAUGGUGAUUGCCUUAUUUGCAUGAACCGUACGAAUAGGACACGCAAUCAAUCUCUGUCCUCAGCUACUUUAAAUGCUUCUUACUGUACAGUGGUUGUGUUGCGACUUAUUUCAUGCAAACACUGAUGGAAUGACUGAGUAGACCACCAACACUACCCCUACUUCCUUUCUUGUAAGCCCCUGUCUUUUCUUCACCUCUCUCACUCUCUUCCUGUCCCUCCCUCAGCCCCCAUCACCGUUCUGUUCUUACCAUGUCACACCGAGGCCCUGUGUUAAGAACACUUCAUAACACAUAAACCAGUGGAAAGAGCGCGUGUGUGUGUGUAAAUGAUCAGAGAAUAGUAGCUCCACUCAUCAGAUAAAACCCUGACUCAGAUCCCACAGCAACAGAAAAGGCAUCUCUAAUAAUAUCCAAUGAUUCAUCUGGGCAGUGAUAACAAUUACUUUCAGAUAUGACCCCUGCAAACAAUAAUGAGUUCGUUAGGACGACCCCGUGAUGUCACGUAAUAGUCGGCCUGAAGUCGUCAGGACGUUGUGUCCUGGUCCCUUGGUGGUUUUGUCUAGUUCUCGGUUGGUCCCGGGAAUGUCCCCGAGGACGUUUUUAGGACGUUCUUGGGACGUUGUGUCAUGGUCCCCUGGAGGGCGCCUGAACGUUCUUGGGAUGUUGUGUCGUGGUUCCCUGGAGGUUUUUGUGUAGUCCCCGGUUCGUCCCAGGGACGUCACCUAAUGGUCGCAAAGAGGCGUUCUACCAACAAACAAACAAACAUUUUACCCAGGGCACAUUUACCCUAGUUUCAUGACACAUCGUCCUUGUUUGCUGUUGCCAAGCCCAUUAAGCCCCUGAUUGGUGAACCACUGAUGAAUGUGUAGGGGACUUCUGAAAUUUGACAGAUUUUGGUGGCCCAGCAGGAAGUUCAGCACACCCCAAGUCCAGAGGUUGUAAAUUCAAACGCAUGUGGGGUCAUAUUGAAAAGUCAGUGUGAAGUGAUCAUGCCAAAUGCUAUCAUAUAGUCACUGAUUGAAGAUUUUACACUAUUUUAGCUGAACAUUAUAACAGUUACCUUAUAACCCCCAUACCAUUUAAUUACUUUACUUGUAAUCGUUUGGGGCACCUGGGACCAUCACGUGUCAAACACCUCCAGGGGGCCAUGACACAAUGUCCCAAGAACGUUAAGGGGACUUUCAGGAGUCUAAAGAACACGUGGCCACAGAAAUAUCAUAACCAGUGGAAACGGUGUGUGUGAAUGCGUGUGUGUGUUAUUUAGAGAGGUCUAAACAAUCUGUGGUCGGAGAGAUGAGUAGCUCCACUCAUCAGGUUCAACUUUACCUCUUUACCUGCAGCAACAGAAAACACAUCUCGACUACGCAGGAUUCAUCUGACUAGGGGUUUUCCUGGUCAGUUUACCUUCAAAGUGAUGGUCACCAUGGUGCAUAACAUCAUUAUAGGAGUUGGACAAUCACCACAGUAUUUGUAGCAGAAUAUUUGGAGGAAAUAUCCUUGCCACCCGACAGAUCAGUCUUGGAUUGUUCAAACUGGACCUAAACAGUAUUUACAUGACAAACACUAACAUGCUUAUUUACUUUUUAGAAUUUUUUUUUUUUGUAUUUUUUUUUUGUCAUGCAUUUAUUACCUAGUAAACUGUUUCUAAAUCAGUUUAAGAUAUAUACAUUGAUUCUACAGGUGUUUUUACUGCUGCAAAAGCUUUGAUAUAAAAAUAAAAGGUCAUUGGCAACUUCUCAUUUUACCCUUGUGGUAACUGACUCUCACACGGUGACAGGUUGAAGUCUCCAUUUGAACAGUGUCUGCCACACUACUGCCACUACUGUGUGAAUAGUACAGUAUGCACAGUCAGUCAGGGUUAGCGUAGGAAUUGUUUGGCGUCCCACUCAAGCCACAUCUUCCAUUUGGAUGUGACGCCUCUGAAAAUGUUCUGCCUUGCAUCGCAAACCUAUCUUGUGGUUAGCCUCAAAUGCUACAUGGGCCUCUUAUUAAACUGUCUCACUAACACUAAUACUGAGAGACCAGUCGGGCAUGUUAUCAUGCCAUUUCUUAACCAAAACACAGCGCUUCCCUCUGUGUCCACAUAGACAUGCAUUAAACCAGCCUCUCAGUACUACAGUCAUAGAACUAGAAAUCUAUGGCUAGAGUAGUGUCACUCACCACCGCUAUGGAAACCCGCUAAGUCACCAGUGAUGAGAAAGUGAUAGCAGGGGAGACAGUCCUCAUGGUUAGGGGGUUCUGUGGGAGGAAACCCGUCUGUGAUGCUCUCUGAGUGUAGGAAAAGUAUUUGCAUACGGGUGUGUUGAGUAUGAGUAUGAGGUUGGUGGGCUUAAAAAGAGCUACAGUUCUGGUGAGCGUGACACAUCUGACUGCAGACCCAGUGAUACAGGCAGAAUGAAGGCCCUCCUCGCUCUCCUGCUUCUCUUCACCACCGCUCUACUGAUGUCCACCACUUCUGCUCAAGCCGGUGGAUCAGUAAUCUCCUGCUGUUUGGAGAUUAAAGGCACUAGAGUGCGCCGCAACCGGAUCGAUUCCUACUACCUACAGGACACAGCCAUGUGUAACAUAAAGGCAGUGAUGUUUGUCACAGUGAAAGGCCUACGAAUCUGCUCUGACACUUCCAACCCCUGGGCACAGAAAACCAUGCAGUACCUGAACGAGAAGAACAAGUCUCACACACUGCAAAAACAUCACAUCACCUCAACUACUACUUCUACUACAACCACCACUAUCGCACAACCAGCCAACAACCCUCACAAAACAACAUUUUCAGCUCGCCACCCCAAAAUUGCUUCUCAAUGGUCAACAACUCACCACAAGACGUAGAAGGACAGAAUUUUCCAGUUCCUAGUACAGCCGACUAUUAACUUUGAAUGUUUGAAUAUUUUCAAUAUGCAGCUAUUAUAACGUUUAUGUCACUUUAAUGAAUAUCUUUAUAUAUUUAUGAAUGAUUCAAUCGAAUUUACUUCCACAGUGAAUUUGAUGAUUGUGAUUGUGUGUUAACUUGCUGGCUAUUUGCCAGUAUGCCUAAACAAUGUAUAAUGUUUCUUAAUAAAAUACUAGUUUUAA
Messenger RNA from Oncorhynchus keta (chum salmon), 4293 nucleotides. RefSeq names its product eotaxin-like. Gene Ontology annotation, molecular function: CCR chemokine receptor binding; chemokine activity. Bases 3619 to 4050 code for a protein of 143 amino acids. The record is from RefSeq and is a predicted model, not a curated record. Gene Ontology annotation, cellular component: extracellular region. NCBI's taxonomy places the organism in Eukaryota, Metazoa, Chordata, Actinopteri, Salmoniformes, Salmonidae. The transcript has 3 exons. Gene Ontology annotation, biological process: positive regulation of GTPase activity; lymphocyte chemotaxis; chemokine-mediated signaling pathway.